This is a messenger RNA of Mucor velutinosus, 1269 nucleotides long. RefSeq lists its product as uncharacterized. Bases 1 to 1269 code for a protein of 422 amino acids. Lineage: Eukaryota; Fungi; Mucoromycota; Mucoromycetes; Mucorales; Mucoraceae. The transcript has 8 exons. Gene Ontology annotation, molecular function: metal ion binding. The record is from RefSeq and is a predicted model, not a curated record.
AUGAAACAAAAUAGUAGACUAUUGAUCUUCUUGAUAGAUGGCUUAGGCGAUGUCAACAUACCCCAUCUCGAGUCAAAGACGCCAUUGCAGUAUGCUCAUACACCAUGGCUCGAUAAACUAUGUGAUAAGGGGUUAAACGGACUGCUAGACCCGGUGGAACCAGGUUUGGCGUGUGGUUCUGAUACAGCUCACAUGUCCAUCUUGGGCUAUGAUCCCAGAAAAUACUAUGAAGGAAGAGGUGCGUUUGAAAGCAUGGGCGCCGGUCUUGACAUGAUCCCAUCGGAUAUUGCAUUCAAGUCCAACUUUGCGUAUUUGGACAAGACAUCAGGCAUCGUAGUCAAGCGAAAAGCAGAUCGACAUUUUGAAGGCAUUGGCCCUAUUUUAUGCAAAGCAAUCGACAAUGUGAAAUUACCUUCGUUUCCAGAUCAUUCUGUUUCUGUCAAAUAUGCUAUUGAGCAUCGCUGCGGCGUCAGAGUGAGAGGCCCAGGAUUAGCAUCCUCCAUUACAGGCACAGAUCCCUUAGUAGACAACAAACCUCUCGUCUACUGUGAACCCACCCUAGAUAAUGAAGCUUCCAUCAUGACAAGCAAAUUGACAAACGAGCUAUCAGACGCAUUUUACGACAUACUCAUUCACCAUCCCAUCAACAAAGAAAGAAUGGAAGCAGGAAAGAAUCCAGCCAACUGUGUUUUGUUACGAGGAUGCGGAAGUUGCAUUGAUGUGCCAAGCAUCCAACAAUUGCAUGGAUUGAAAAGCUUUCUUAUUGCACCCACCUGUAUCAUUGCUGGUAUUGGUAUGACAUUGGGCAUGGAUCUGUUGCACGUGCCAGGCGCAACAGGCGAUUACAAUACAAACUUCGAUGCAAAGGCCAAGGCAUGCUUAGAGAAUAUACAAUCAGGCGCAUACGAUUUUGGAUUUUGUCAUUUGAAAGCAGUGGAUGAUGCGGGCCAUGAUCAUGAUUUCGAGAAAAAGGUCUUUUAUCUCGAGAAAAUAGAUCAAAUGAUUGGUAGCGUUAUAUCGAGUUUAGAGAAGAACAUGGAUACAAAGUACACGGUUAUAGUUACUGGGGAUCAUACCACGCCAUCCUUGUAUGGUGAUCACAGUUGCGAGCCGGUUCCUUUUGUCAUCAGCUCUAUCAAUGGCGAUACACAGCGUAUGGGAGACUCUGUCAACUCAUUUAAUGAAAUUGCUGCUGCUCAGGGCGCUUUGGGAAGGUUUUGCGGUGAUCAAGUGAUGCCUUUAGCUAAACAGUUUAUGCAAAAGUAUUAG